AUGGCAAUAAAUAUCAAUUGUAAAAAGAAAUGGCAUCCAAGUAGAUAUGAGACACAGAGUAAAGUAAAGGAAGCAGAAGCAAAGAUUCAAAGCGAGAUAGAAAAAGAAAAUAUGAAAAAGGAGGCAGAAAGAAGACGUAAUCUUGAAUCUGAAACAGGAAAACAGACGAUCAAUAGAAUGUCAUGGAUGCUAUGA
Ordospora colligata OC4 is the source of this 195-nucleotide messenger RNA. RefSeq lists its product as uncharacterized. The record is from RefSeq and is a predicted model, not a curated record. Lineage: Eukaryota; Fungi; Microsporidia; Ordosporidae. The transcript has a single exon. The coding region runs from base 1 to 195 and encodes 64 amino acids.